Molecule: messenger RNA, 9074 nt
Organism: Chelonoidis abingdonii (Abingdon island giant tortoise)
Lineage: Eukaryota; Metazoa; Chordata; Testudines; Testudinidae
Source: RefSeq, a predicted model, not a curated record
AUGGGGCUAAGACUUGCCAGCUUUUUUGCACUCUGGCUGGCUCUUUCCUGUGCGAAUGAAAUAAAAAAAGGCAGAACCCAAAACCAUGGCCACUACGUCUGCAGUACCUGGGGGAACAAUCAUUUCAAAUCUUUUGAUGGAGACUUCUACCAGUUCCCUGGCCUCUGUGAUUACAACUUUGCUUCUGACUGCCGAGAGUCUUACCAGGAGUUCUCAGUCCACAUCCAGCGUGCUAUGAAUGAAAAUGGACACCCUGACAUCCAAUAUGUCCUGAUCACCAUAAAGGAUGUUGUAAUCUACCUCACCCAAAAUGCGGUUGUCGUGGAUGAGCAAAUUGUAACAACACCAUACUAUAGUUCCGGUUUGCUGAUUGAGAACAGUGAAAUCUACACUAAAGUCUAUGCAAGAGCGGGCCUGGUUCUAAUGUGGAACCGUGAAAAUUCACUGAUGUUGGAGCUGGAUUCCAAGUUUAACAACAAUACAUGUGGUCUUUGUGGGGAUUACAAUGGACAGCAGGUCUACAAUGAAUUUAUCUCUAAUGACAUGAUCUUCAAUCCGAUCACAUUUGGAAAUAUGCAAAAGAUUAACAAACCCAACACAAUAUGUGAGGACCCUGAUGAAACACAGAUUGUUGCAACCUGUAAUCAGCAUCGUGAUGAGUGUCUGAGUCUGCUGACUUCUUCAGUAUUCGCUGACUGUGAGUCUCGUCUGAACCUGGAGAUGUAUGUUCAAGCCUGUAUGCAGGAUAAGUGUGCCUGCCAGGGAGCUGAGGAUUCCUUCUGCCUCUGUAACACCAUCUCUGAGUACUCUCGCCAAUGCUCCCAUGCUGGUGGCCGGCCUGGAAACUGGAGGACAGAAAAGUUUUGCCCUAAGACGUGCCCUGGAAACAUGAUCUACCAGGAAAGCAGCUCACCAUGCAUAAGCACUUGUUCCCAUUUGGAGAUCAGCAGCCUUUGUGAGGAACACUUCAUGGAUGGUUGCUUCUGCCCUGAAGGAACUGUGUAUGAUGACGUCAGUGGGAAAGGCUGUGUCUCUGUUAACCAAUGUCACUGCAAACUGCAUGGAUCCCUGUAUUCACCUGGGCAAAAUAUCACCAAUGAAUGUGAAGAAUGCACCUGUGAUUCAGGCAGGUGGGUGUGCAAGCAGUUAUCCUGUCCAGGCUCAUGCUUAGUGGAAGGAGGUGCUCACAUCACCACCUUUGAUGGGAAGAAAUACACCUUCCACGGAGACUGCUACUAUGUGCUGUCCAAGGGAGGUAUAAAUGACACUCACGCCCUCCUGGCAGAGCUGUCUCCCUGUGGCUCUACAGACAAACAGACCUGUUUGAAAACUGUUGUGCUGUUAAUAGACCACAAAAAAAAUAUCUUGGUAUUCAGAUCAGAUGGCACUGUGCUGCUGAAUGAACUGGAAGUGCACUUGCCCCAUGUGACAGCAAGCUUCUCAAUUUUCCAGCCAACAUCAUACCAUAUCAUUGUGCGUACCUAUUUUGGUCUCAAGCUACAAAUCCAAUUGGUUCCAAUCAUGCAGCUGUUUGUGGUUGUGGAUCAAUCUGCCCAAGGAAAACUGCAAGGUCUUUGUGGGAAUUUCAAUGGCAUAGAAUAUGAUGAUUUUAAAACAGCUGGUGGGCUGGUAGAAGCUACAGGAUCUGCCUUUGCUAACACUUGGAAAGCACAAGCCACCUGUAAAGACCAAGUGGAUAAUUUGGAAGACCCUUGUGCUCUCAGCUUUGAAAGCGAAAAUUAUGCUGAAUAUUGGUGUUCCUUACUGAAAAAUUUAGAAUCUCCUUUUGCCAGAUGUCACUCAGCCAUUGAUCCUGUGGAAUAUUAUAAGAGAUGUAAAUAUGACACCUGCAACUGUAAGAACAGUGAAGAAUGCUUGUGUGGGGCCCUCUCCUCUUACGCAAGAGCCUGUGCCUUCAAAGGAAUCAUGUUGGGGGGCUGGAGACAAACUGUCUGCAACAAAGAAGUGUCCUCUUGCUCAGCAUCUCAGGUCUUCCGUUACAAUCUGACCACAUGUCAGCAUACCUGUCGCUCCCUUGCUGAUGGCGAAAAGCACUGCUUGGAGGGCUUUAUUCCCAUUGAUGGCUGUGGCUGCCCUGAUAACACCUAUAUGAAUGAGAAGGGUAACUGUGUGUCCAUCUCCCGUUGUACAUGCUACUAUAAAGGGUCAUACCUGGAACCUGGGGAUGUCAUUGUGAAACAAGAAGAACGCUGUGUUUGCCGAAAUGGAAUUCUCCAUUGCACUCCAGUGAAGGAUAUAGAUGACAAGUGUCCAUCCCCCAAGAUUCACUUUGAUUGCAGCAGUGUCAAGUCUUGGUCUUCACAAACCCCUCUGCAACUAAGCUGCCAUACGCUGGAUACUGACUAUUUCCAGACAGAGUGUGUCUCAGGGUGCAUGUGUCCUCAUGGACUGAUUGACGAUGGCAGAGGGGGCUGUGUCAAGGAGAAGGACUGUCCAUGUAUUCAUAACAAGCAGUUUUAUGCUAGUGGCCAGACCAUAAAAGUGGGCUGCAACAAAUGUACCUGCCGAAAAGGAAGAUGGACCUGCACCGAUAAUGUGUGCUAUGGGACUUGUACUGUAUAUGGAAGUGGCCAUUAUAUCAGCUUUGAUGGAAAACACUAUGACUUUGAUGGACACUGUGAAUAUGUGGCUGCCCAGGAUUAUUGUGGCAAGGAUCGCAGUGGUUCGUUUAGUAUCGUCACAGUGAAUGUGCCAUGUGGAACCACCGGAGUCACCUGUUCAAAGGCUAUUAAAAUAUUUCUAGGGAGAACCGAACUGAAGUUUGAGGACAAGCAAAAUGUAGAAAUUCAGCGAGGUGUUGGCGACCAUAUACAGUAUAGGAAUCGUACAGUGGGGCUCUAUCUUGUUAUUGAGGCCAGCAAUGGUGUGAUGCUCAUCUGGGAUAAGAAGACUACUAUUUUCAUAAAGCUGACUCCUAAUUAUAAGGGCAAAAUCUGUGGUUUGUGUGGCAACUUUGAUGACAAGUCCAACAAUGACUUCACAACAAGGAACGGGCUGCUGGUGACCAAUCCUCUGGAGUUUGGUAAUUCUUGGAAACUGUCUGGCUCCUGCCCUGAUGUGAUGGAUGAGAUCCUGCCCUGCAAUCUAAAACCUCACCGCAAGUCCUGGGCAGAGAAGGAGUGCAGCAUCAUCCGGAGCGAAGUCUUUAAAGUUUGUCGCGACAAGGUGGACCCAACUCCAUUCUAUGAAAAUUGUGUUCAUGAUGCCUGUUCCUGUGACAGUGGUGGAGACUGUGAGUGCUUCUGUUCUGCAGUUGCUGCUUAUGCCCAAGAGUGCAUUAAGGCUGAAGCUUGCGUCUUCUGGAGAACGCCUGAUAUAUGCCCAAUAUUUUGUGAUUACUACAACCCUCGGAAUGAGUGCGAAUGGCACUACGAACCUUGUGGCCGUCAUAUUGUGACCUGCAGGAUCAUUAACAAUGUCAGCACCAACUUCUCAGUGCCAUAUCUGGAAGGUUGCUACCCGAGAUGCCCUAAAGAAAAGCCCAUUUUUGAUGAAGACCUCAAAGAAUGUGUAACUGAAGUUGAAUGUGGCUGUUAUGUAAAUGGCACUCGUUAUGAAAAUGGCUCAGAAAUACCCCCAAAAGAUGACUGUCUGAAAUGGACAUUGUGUAUAGUCAUUUUCAGUCAUUCACUAAAGUCAGUUGCACCUGUUGUUCAUAAGAACAACUUCACAAUGAAGCUCUUUCUUGCAGUCCCUUGCACAACAACUCCUACUACCACCCCCACAGCCACCCCCACGCCAACAACUACUACAACUACCACUGUGCCAACGUCAACUACUACAACAGAGACCACAACAGACUGUAUAGUGUUACUUAUUAUUUUUCCAUUGCAGUUACCACCACGACCUCUUCAACCUCUACAACCAAAAUCCACCACAAUUACAACUCCACUUCCAAUGACCACCAAGCCCCCAAUCUCUACAACCACAACUACCAUGAACUCCCCAACCCUCCCCUCACAACUACCAUCGAGUUCCCAAAUCCUACACACACCAACACAACUACCACCAACACCAUGUACACCUCUAUCUCAAUAUUGUUGGUGGUCUGACUGGAUUAGUGUGACUGAGCCAAAAUAUGGCCCAGAAUAUGGUGAUAAUGAAACCUAUGACAAAAUCAGAGAGUGGAACGCCUCAGCAAUAUGUGAGAAUCCACUAGAUAUUUCAUGCAGAGCUCUGAAAUUCCCAGGCAUUCCCAUUGAAGAUUUAGGACAAAAAUUGACAUGUAAUGUUUCCACUGGGCUUAUCUGUAAUAAUAGGGACCAAGUCCCAGGGGGCAUGAUUCCGAUGCUUAUGUGCCUCAAUUAUGAGAUCAGUGUUUACUGCUGCUCAUCAGUUUGCCCCCCAUCUACACCUACCACUACCACCACAGAAACAACUACCACAGAGACGACACCUACCACCACCACCACGGUAACAACUACCACAGAGACAACAACACCUACAACUACCACAGAGACAACGACACCUACCACCACCACAGAAACAACUACCACAGAAACAACGACACCUACCACCACCACCACGGAAACAACUACCACAGAGACGACGACACCUACCACCACCACCACGGAAACAACUACCACAGAGACAACGACACCUACCACCACCACCACAGGAACGACUACCUCAGCACCAUGUACACCUCUAUCUCAAUAUUGUUGGUGGUCUGACUGGAUUAAUGUGAAUAAGCCAAAAUAUGGCCCAGAAAAUGGUGAUUAUGAAACCUAUGACAAAAUCAGAGAGUGGAAUGCCUCAGUGAUAUGUGAGACUCCACUAAAUAUUUCAUGCAGAGCUCAGCAAUUUCCUGACACCCCCAUUGAAGAUUUAGGACAAAAAGUGACAUGUGAUGUUUCCACUGGGCUUAUCUGUAAUAAUAGAGACCAAGACCUAGGAAGUCUGAUUCCGAUAUGCUACGAUUAUGAGAUCAGUGUUUACUGCUGCUCAUCAUUUUGCACCACAACUGCAACUACCACUACUACAACCGGAACCACAACCAGCACUAUAUCUGAUUUCCCUACCACCACCACCACAGAAACAACUACCACAGAGACAACAACACCUACCACCACCACCACCACCACAGAAACAACUACCACGGAGACAACGACACCUACCACCACCACCACGGAAACAACUACCACAGAGACAACGACACCUCCCACCACCACCACCACCACGGAAACAACUACCACAGAGACAACGACACCUACCACCACCACCACCACCACGGAAACAACUACCACAGAGACAACGACACCUACCACCACCACCACCACCACGGAAACAACUACCACAGAGACAACGACACCUACCACCACCACCACCACCACGGAAACAACUACCACAGAGACAACGACACCUACCACCACCACCACCACCACGGAAACAACUACCACAGAGACAACGACACCUACCACCACCACCACCACCACGGAAACAACUACCACAGAGACAACGACACCUACCACCACCACCACCACCACGGAAACAACUACCACAGAGACAACGACACCUACCACCACCACCACCACCACGGAAACAACUACCACAGAGACAACGACACCUACCACCACCACCACCACCACGGAAACAACUACCACAGAGACAACGACACCUACCACCACCACCACCACCACGGAAACAACUACCACAGAGACAACGACACCUCCCACCACCACCACCACCACGGAAACAACUACCACAGAGACAACGACACCUACCACCACCACCACCACCACGGAAACAACUACCACAGAGACAACGACACCUACCACCACCACCACCACCACGGAAACAACUACCACAGAGACAACGACACCUACCACCACCACCACCACCACGGAAACAACUACCACAGAGACAACGACACCUACCACCACCACCACCACCACGGAAACAACUACCACAGAGACAACGACACCUACCACCACCACCACCACCACGGAAACAACUACCACAGAGACAACGACACCUACCACCACCACCACCACCACGGAAACAACUACCACAGAGACAACGACACCUACCACCACCACCACCACCACGGAAACAACUACCACAGAGACAACGACACCUACCACCACCACCACCACCACGGAAACAACUACCACAGAGACAACGACACCUACCACCACCACCACGGAAACAACUACCACAGAGACAACGACACCUACCACCACCACCACCACCACGGAAACAACUACCACAGAGACAACGACACCUACCACCACCACCACCACCACGGAAACAACUACCACAGAGACAACGACACCUACCACCACCACCACCACCACGGAAACAACUACCACAGAGACAACGACACCUACCACCACCACCACCACCACGGAAACAACUACCACAGAGACAACGACACCUACCACCACCACCACCACCACGGAAACAACUACCACAGAGACAACGACAACUACCACCACCACCACGGAAACAACUACCACAGAGACAACGACACCUACCACCACCACCACGGAAACAACUACCACAGAGACAACGACACCUACCACCACCACCACCACCACGGAAACAACUACCACGGAGACAACGACACCUACCACCACAACUAUACCACCCCCUGGCUGUCUGUUACCUAAUGGCACUAUAAUUAACCCAGGUGAAAGCUACUGGCCAUGUAACUGCACCGAGUUAAUAUGCAUUAACAACAACACAUGGACGCUGGUUUCGACUGUAUGUGAACUUCCUCCUAAGCCCACUUGUGUCAAUGGGCUCACUCCUGUGCUGGUGCAGGGUGAAUGCUGUCCGCACUGGGAGUGUGACUGCUAUUGCACUGGCUGGGGAGACCCACAUUAUGUGACUUUUGAUGGACUUUACUAUAGCUACCAAGGGAAUUGUACGUAUGUCCUGGUGGAAGAGAUUAACAAAAAGAUUGACGACUUUGGGAUCUACAUUGAUAACUAUCACUGCAUUGCACAGGACAGAGUGUCCUGUCCACGCACACUCAUCGUGAGAUACGAGACCCAGGAAGUGCGCAUAAAGACUAUCAGAAUGAUUCCUCUCAAAGUACAGGUGACGGUAAACAAUCAGGAAGUGGCUACACCUUUUGAAAAAUACGGCGUGAAAGUCUUUAAGUCAGGCAUAAAUCACGUAGUGGAAAUUUCUAGAAUCGGGGUAAAUGUGACCUACAAUGGAUUGGCUUUCUCAAUUAGAUUGUCCUACCAGAGGUUUGGCAACAACACCCAAGGACAGUGCGGCACUUGUACCAACAACACAGCAGAUGACUGUAUGUUACCUGGUGGAAAGAUCAUAGGUAACUGUGAAACCAUGGCAGAUCACUGGGUGAUUAAUGACCCCGAAAAGCCAGACUGCUAUCCAUCCCCACCUUCUACAGAGGCACCUCCUGUCACUCCACCACCCUGCAAACCAUCCGAUCUCUGCAAGCUCAUUAAAGAAGGCCCGUUCAAAGCAUGCCAUCCCUUUGUCAACCCUGACCACUACUAUGCAGCCUGCGUUUUUGACAGCUGCGCUCUUCCCAACUCUAAAUUGGAGUGUGCAAGUUUGCAAAACUAUGCUGCUCUCUGCGCUGAUCAGGGGGUCUGUGUUGAUUGGAGAGGCCAUACUCGUGAUAUCUGCCCGCUUACGUGCCCAUCAAACAAAGUAUACAAAGCAUGUGGUCCUAUUGAAGAGGUGACCUGCAAGUCAAGCCAAAUUGCACAAAACCAAAACCGUCAUGUGGAAGGCUGCUUCUGUCCUGCUGGAACAAUGCUUUAUGGUGAUGGUGUGGAUGUCUGUGUAAAAACCUGCGGGUGUGUUGGACCAGAUAAUAAACCAAGAAAGUUUGGGGAAAUUUUUGAGUUUGACUGUCAGACAUGCAUUUGCCUGGAGGGUGGAAGUGGCAUUAGCUGUGUGCCCCGCAAAUGUCCAGAGCAAGAGGAUAAACCAAGCUGCAGUGAUGAAGGCUUUUACGAGGUCACUGAAGUCAAUCCUGACAACAUCUGCUGCAACAUAACUUCCUGCAGAUGCAACACGAGCUUUUGCACAACCAAACCUCCUAAAUGUAAAAUUGGUUACGAACCUGUUUCCGAUAUUGCCACUGGCAAGUGCUGUCCUACGUAUAAGUGCGUUCCCAAGGAAGUCUGUGUGCUUCAGAAUGCUGAGUACAUGCCUGGUUCCCCAGUCUUUGCUGAUAAGUGCCAUGAUUGUGUCUGCACUGAGAAAUCAAACAGUAGUGGUCUGAAUGUCAUUUCAUGCAAGCACAUUCCAUGCAAUGAAGCGUGCCAGCCAGGAUAUGAACUUAAAGAUGUGAAAGGGGAAUGCUGUCCAAAAUGCGUGCAGACCAAGUGUGUUGUAAAUAAGGGUGACAGCACCGUCCUCAUCUUGAGUCCUGAUGAAACGGAAAACGAUCCAAAAGACAACUGCACCCUUUAUAGCUGUGUGUCGAUCAAAGGUCAGCUGAUCUCUUCCACCUCAAAGAUUACCUGCCCAUCAUUCAAUGAGGAGAACUGUCAGGCUGGCACUAUUACACUGCUGCCUAAUGGUUGCUGUAAAACAUGCAUCCCUCGCGAAAGCCCAUCACCAUGUUCUGUCACCCAAAUCGUGGACUAUAUCACCCAUAAGGGCUGCCGCUCUGUGGAUAAAGUCUACCUGACUCAAUGUGAAGGAUCAUGCGGAACCUUCUCAUUAUACUCUGCUGAGGCCAACUCCAUGGAGCACAAGUGUUCCUGCUGCAGGGAGGCAGCUACUAGCGAGAAGCAAGUUCUACUGCAAUGCCCCAACGGGAAAUCUGUGGUGCACAAGUACCUGCAUGUGGACCGUUGUGAAUGUCUUAACACUGAAUGCACAGAACCCAGCUCCUCAGAAGAGUCAAAGGAAAGUGAAGAACAGAGUUCCAUCGAACGUGUCAAGCGGGCCAUUUGGAAAAUAUUGAAAUGAAGGGGAGAAAAGUAAUGGCGCACAGAAAAAAGUACAAGGAGGGUCUAUGCACCAGUCUAAUCUUCCAAGAGGGAUUCAAUGCUUUGCCUUUUUUCACUUCCUCCUCUUUUGUGCCUUCUCUGACUAUUUGUAAUUGUGCUCUAUUU